CAGAACUGAACUGACUCACUUCAGCACUGACCCCAGGUCCACAUAUGGGAAGGACCUGCCUGAAGGACUCCACUGUGCUGACUGUGUUCCGUCUCCAAGAGCACAGAAGAAAAAUUUAUCACUCAGUUCUUAUCAUUACAUGUACUGUUACACAGCUUUUAAAAUAUAUUUAAAUCACAAAAACCUGUUAUUGCUUAAGGUUUUAUCUGUAGUGUAUGAGUUAUUUGUCAAUUAUUUGUCAGAUUUGAGACUUCUGGCUUAGCGAUCAAUGGAGUAAGAAGUGACUUUGGGAGCUCCUGCAACAUUCACUAACUUUUUUACUUUUGUCACAUUUUUAGACCAUCUCUUGGUGUGAGUUUUUUUUUCCUUUUCUUCCCAACGCAUAACUUUCGACGUAUUACCUUCCAAAAUGCCUCCUAAGCCGAAACCCGGGAGCAAUUUACCUCCACAACGGCCUGCCGCGAAUACUGCAUCCCCGCCACAUAGUGGCCAUGCAGGCCCCGACAGAGGCACCACCCCCCCGGCAGAUAUUGCUAGCUCCGGUUUUAAGGACGAGGUGCUCCGCUCCCUGCGCAGCGAGAUGGCUGCUAUUUUCAAGACUGAGCUUCAUACAGCUCUGAGCGAGAAGUUAUCUUCUAUCACGACGGAGCUUCAGGCGGUGAAGUCGGAGUUAUAUCUAAGUAUAACCAAGAUCCAGUCGCUCUAAAGUGCACCGUAGGCGAAAUGGAAACUUCCCUCUCCACUUGUACUGACGACGUUGCCGAACUCCAGACUAAAGUGGACCUUUUGUCAGCCGAACUCGCAAGGUUGGAUAAUAAAUGUGAGGAUCUUGAGGCAAGAUCCCGGCGUAAUAAUAUAAGGAUCCUGGGUAUUCCGUCUCUGCUCCGCUCAAGGAGGCAUUCAAACUUGACAAAGAGCCUCUCCUGGACCGCUCUCAUCGUAGUCUUCAACCGAAGCCGAGACCCGGUGACCGCCCUUGCCCUAUAAUCGCUCGUCUGCACUAUCAUGAGGACUGUGUAGACAUCCUGCGGCGCACCAGAGCCCAACUGCGGAUCAAGAUUGGUGACAUGGCUUUUUCUGUCUUCCCCAACCACACAGCGAAAACCGCCCGGGCUCGAGCUGCUUUUAACGACGUUCGUCGCCAGCUCGGCGAGAUACCAGGGAUUAGUUUUGGACUGUUUUACCCGGCGCGCCUCCGUAUUACGCACAAAGGUGCCGAGAGGGAGUUCCCAUUGCCAGAAAAUGCCAGGGCGUUCAUCACAACACUGACCAAGUAAGAGGAGUGUCAAAAGAGUAAUAAUGCUGAUGUUGCAACCUACCUCUUGAUGGUCACUCGCUAAUUAUCUGAUUUUCACACCAAGUUAUAUGACGUUAAAGUGGACUUGUUUAUCUGUGCCUUAAUGUUUAUCAUUGAUAAGUUUGCAGGAGCCCAAGCUUAACUAGUUCUGUUAGGUCAAAGCUGUAACUAUGUUUCUUACUGAUUCGACUCUCUGUGAGUCAGCACUGGGUUCUCCAUCGUUUGGGGAUGGGGUCGUUGUAAGUGCUUUGGGGUGGGAGGGAGGGAGUGAGGGCGGACGUUGUUUGCUUUUUUGGCUGUUGUGUCCACCUUGUGUUUACUUUAAUUUUCUGUCAUGCCCUUUUUUUUCUUCUUUUUUUAUUUUACUCCUUCUUUAAUUUUUUAUUUUUUUGCUGGGUGUGGGGCUCAUUGUCUUUCUAUAUCUUAGCAUCUAACAAAUGACUGCUGAUACUAGUAAUUCGUGAAUCCCACACUUUGGAUCCUCCGUGAGGUUUGUGAGCUGGAAUAUUAAAGGUAUGGGGAACCCUAUUAAGAGUUUGAAAGUAUUUGCUCAUUUGAGACGACUAACACCUGAUUUAGUGUUUCUACAGGAGACUCACAUGCGCACUAAGGACCAGGUCAUACUAAAAUGCCCCUGGGUUUCUGAGGUAUAUCAUUCAAAUUUAAACUCUAAAGCCAGAGGGGUUGCCAUUUUAAUUGGUAAUAAAAUUCAAUUCUCAGCUUCCAAAAUUAUUUCUGAUAUGAACGGCAGAUAUUUAAUCAUUUCAAGUAGACUUUCUCAUGUUCCCAUUUUACUGGUAAAUAUCUACGGCCCCAAUUUCGAGGACCCACACUUUAUGAAUAAACUAUUUGAGCGCCUCCCUUCGUUGAACAACUCCCUACUUGUAUUUGGUGGCGACAUGAACUAUGUAAUUGACCCCAAACUUGAACGCUCUAGUCCCCGUUCCCUGACCCCAUCGUUAAUGUCAAGGGCAAUUUCUGAUUUUAUGUCAAAAAUGGUUGCAUUGAUCCUUCGUUAUUCUUUAACCCCCAUUUAAAAGAAUACUCCUUCUUCUCACCAGUGCGUCAGUCCUUUUCUCGGAUAGAUUAUUAUUUCAUUGAUGCCAAACUGAUUUCCAAAGUGAAAGCUGCUAAAUAUCAUCCUAUUGUUAUUUCUGACCAUGCCCCUCUCUCUCUGGAUAUUCAGUUCUCCCCUCAACCAUAGGUACUGAAUUUGAUUUCAUCACAACCACUGAUGCGGAGUGUCUGCUUUUGCGCUCACGCUCUGCAUACUACGAACAUGGGGAUAAGGCAGGUCGACUCCUGGCUCACCAGCUACGCCGCAAGGGAGCCUCACGUGUAAUUGCUCAGAUGAAAGAUUUGUCUGGCAAGUUGCAUACGGUCCCUACUUACAUUAACUCGUUUUUUUACUCUUUCUAUUCUUCUUUAUAUGAGUCAGAGUCACCAUCCGACCCCACCGAAACUAAUUAAUAAGACAGUCUCAAUUUCCCUGUAAUAAAUUCAGAUGUUGCCAAAGAACUCGACUCACCAUUAACUUUAGAGGAAAUCACUUGCGCUAUGAAAAGCAUGCAAAAUAAUAAAGCUCCUGGCCCUGACGGAUACCCAGUUGAAUUUUUUCAAAGAUUUCAGCAUAAACUGGCCCCUCUGUUGCAUUCUGUUUACAUUGAAUCUUUACAGAAUGGCUCUCUCCCUCCUACUUUCAGGCAAGCCUCAAUAAGUCUGCUUCUAAAGAAAGACAAAGACCCUAAGCUCUGCAGCUCAUACAGACCUCUCUCGUUAAUAAAUGUGGAUGCUAAGAUUCUUGCUAAGGCUCUGGACCAUCUCUCCACUAUUGUUUCAGAGGAACAAACUGUAUUCAUAAAAGGAUGCCAGCUGUUCUAUAAUGUACGCAUCCUCUUAAAUAUUAUUUAUUCUAAAAGCACCACAACAGUACCUGAACUCGUGAUCUCUGUUGACGCCGAAAAAGUUUUCGACAGGGUCGAAUGGGACUUGCUUGCUGUGUUGAACAAAUUUGGUAUGGGUACCCUAUUCAAUUCAUGGAUACGCCUGCUUUAUACAGCCCCACAAGCCAGCAUCACCACCAGUGGCAUUCAAUCCAGCUUUUUUACUUUGUCUCAUGGCACUCGGCAGGGAUGUCCCUUGUCCCCUUUAUUAUUUGCCCUAGCAAUAGAACCCCUCUCAAUCUAUCUUAGGUCCUCUCCCAUUUUCACCGGGAUAUCAAGGUCGGACAUGGUAUUUAAGCUUUCUCCUUACGCGGAUGACCUAUUACUGUAUGUCUCGGACCCAGAUCGCUCUAUACCAGCCAUCCUAUCCUAUCUUAAGACAUUUGGUUCAUUAACAGGGUAUAAAGUGAAUAUUUCUAAGACUGAAUGCUAUCCUAUUAAUGCUUCUGCACUACAACUUAAUCAGGCUAAUAUUCCUUUUAAGUUGUGCCCAUCUGGCUUCAAGUAUCUGGGGAUCAAUGUAACAAGAACAUUAAAGUCUCUUUUCUGCCAACUUCUCCCCCCUUCUGUCCAAAAUCAAAUCUAAGAUGGAGAAGUUUACCUUUGUCUUUGAUUGGAAGAAUUAAUAGUGAAAAUUAACAUUCUGCCAAAAUUUCAGUUUUUGUUUCGCUGUCUCCCCCUAUUUUCGCACUCACCGACUCCACCUUCUCGUGUAUGGCAAGGUAAAGGCCUGACAUUUUUUAAAGACCUGUAUAGAAAUGGUAUUUUCCGUAGCUUUACAGACCUGUCAUGUGUACAUCACCUCCCUCCCCCUCAUUUAUUUCGCUAUUUUCAAAUCAGACACUGUGUCAAAUCGCUAUUUCCAACCAUCACCUCCAUACCAGCGAUUCAGUUGUGGGAGGAGUUUCUCUGUUUCAACCGCUUUCAAAAAUCUCUAAUUUCUAAAACAUAUAACAAACUCCUGUCCUAUGACAGUUCACCAACCAUCAAGGCCAAGUCAGCCUGGGAACGGGAACUGGGGCUGAACUUGCCCUUUGUUAUCUCGCUUUUGGCAAAACUACUUUGAUACAAUGUCAAAAAUGCUUUGGAUGACAGUAAGUGUCUCUCCCCAUAUUGCUAUAUUUGGGAUUCCUGAAAAUCACAACCGAUAUACUUCCAAGCACUUAGACGUUUUAGCCUUCACCUCUUUACUGGCAAGACGGCAUCUUCUCCUUAAAUGGAAGUCCACUAAAGCUCCCUCCAGCUUUCAAUGGCUCAGUGAUGUCAUGUCUUUCCUCAAGUUAGAGAAGAUUAAAUAUUCAGUCCAAGGUAACAGACAAGUUUUACAACAAGUGGCGAUCCUUCUUAACAUUCUUCAAUUCUCUUUGUUCUCUGUCUCCUGACUGAUAGGCCCCAACCCACCAGCCACCUUUUCUGUUUUUUUAAUUAUUAUUAUUAUAAGUAUUAUUAUUUUAUUUUUUUAUUAUGAUGAUUAUUAUAAUUUGGUUAUUCCUUCCUGUAAUAUAUAAAAGAAAGAAAAGUCAGAAAUUAUGGCAUUUGUAUUGACUCACUGUCAAGUUGUCAUUUC
Messenger RNA from Scophthalmus maximus (turbot), 4807 nucleotides. RefSeq names its product LINE-1 reverse transcriptase homolog. The record is from RefSeq and is a predicted model, not a curated record. Lineage: Eukaryota; Metazoa; Chordata; Actinopteri; Pleuronectiformes; Scophthalmidae. Bases 2855 to 3826 code for a protein of 323 amino acids. The transcript has 2 exons.